AUGGCCAAACAAACCGCAAUCCUCACCGGCGAAGCUUCUUCUCCUCUCCUCUUCCGACAUGUUUCACCAGGACCAGGAGAUUCCACCAUGCAAUUUAGGCUUAUUCAUCACUGGGAAGCUCGCAAGAAUGUCAAAGGAGGACCUGGCAUCCUUCUUGGGAUUGAGAUGCUUAUGAUCGACAAAGAGGGUACUUUGGCUCAGGGGUUCAUCGGUCAGAACCGGCGCAACCAAUAUGAGGAAAAGCUCGAGCGUGGGAGGAUCUACACACUGACAAACUUCUAUGCAUCCAACAGCAAGGUGAUGUACCAUGUUGCUGAUCAGAAGCUGGUAAUUUGCAUUUCACACGCCUCUGUCCUGAAGAAAGUUGAAGAAAACAUUGAAGGCAUUUUGACAGAGCGCUUCAGAAUCCAUUCCUUUUCAGAUUUUGAAGCCAACUGCGAUCUCAGAGGGGAUCUUCACGAUGUUGUUGGCCACCUUAAGCUGGUUGAUGGCAAACCUCUCCAUGAGCGUCCAGUUUUGUGCACCAAUGAUGACUCUACUUCUCGGAUAGUUACCGUUCAUCUACAACUUAAAGAUGGUCCAGUAACGAACGUCUACCUAUGGGACGAGGCUGCGGAAAAUUUCCGCCUUAAGUUUGACGCGUCUGCAGCCACUCCAACGGUUCUAUUGGUCACAACGGUGAAUCCUAAAAGACUCGCUAGAAAAUUGUGCUUAAGUUCAAUGUCCUCAUCCAGAGUUUUUUUGGACGAAGAGGUUGACCCCACCAAGGAGUACUUGACAUGGUUGACCACAAACCCAUCUGCAACUUCUGCUGUCAACCCUGUUGAGGUGGUUAAAGCUGAGACGCUCACAAUAAGUGAGAUUGCUGCCUUCAUCAAGAGUCAGCCUGCUAAGAUUGCCUACUUUGACUGCAUUGCCACAAUUGACGAUGUCAAGCUUGGCAGUGAGUGGUAUUACAUUGCUUGCAAGGAUUGUCAGACAAAGCUAAACCGUGGGCCUACAACACUGAUUUGUCCAAAAUGCGACAAUGAAAAUGCUUCUGCAAUAGCCAAAUUCCGCGUGGAAUUGUCCGUCUAUGAUAAUGAGGAGCAGUGUACUUUCAUCAUUCUUGGCGAUGCUGGAAAAGAGCUAACAGGUCGCAAAGCAACAGAGUUAAUCGAUAUGUAUACUGAGGAAAAUGGUGGCGAUGGUACUGAACAUGAGGUCCCUCUACCACAAUGUCUCAUUGAUACCAUAGGACAGACACACAAGUUUAGGAUUAAGGUCUCCCUCUUCAAUUUCACAUCAAAGAGGAUUUCCUUGACUGUUACGAAGAUAGCCUCCCCUGCAGUGCUACCUCCUAAAAACCGAUCAGCUCACGUGCCUGCUCUGCCUCUUGCUGGAAGCCAAGACAACCCAGCAUCCAGUGCCGUCGAUAGCUCAGUGGUGACUGAAAGCAGUGGUGGAGGGUCUUCCUAUGCAAACAGUGAUCCCAACUAUUCAAUUGGUGAGCAGAAGAAAGCAAAGCGCAGUAAGCGUAAUGGUUAG
This is a messenger RNA of Brassica napus (rape), 1527 nucleotides long. RefSeq lists its product as uncharacterized. Gene Ontology annotation, biological process: DNA recombination; DNA repair; DNA replication. Lineage: Eukaryota; Viridiplantae; Streptophyta; Magnoliopsida; Brassicales; Brassicaceae. Gene Ontology annotation, molecular function: DNA binding. The record is from RefSeq and is a predicted model, not a curated record. Bases 1 to 1527 code for a protein of 508 amino acids. The transcript is spliced from 9 exons. Gene Ontology annotation, cellular component: nucleus.